Molecule: messenger RNA, 2835 nt
Organism: Vicia villosa (hairy vetch)
Lineage: Eukaryota; Viridiplantae; Streptophyta; Magnoliopsida; Fabales; Fabaceae
Exons: 3
Coding region: 1-2835 (944 amino acids)
Source: RefSeq, a predicted model, not a curated record
AUGGUGAUGGAACAACAGACGAGGCCGCAGGUCACGGUGGAGCAGAUUCGUCAGUUGAUUCUUGAGCAACCGCGACGUAAUCAGGGAAGAAAUGGACGACCACGAAGAGGUGGCGAUUACGAUGAGGAAGACAAAGACGGAAGUGACCGGAGCUCCCUCUCGCGCGAUUCAAAGCCACGUCACCGUCGCAAUAGAGUUAUAGAGGUAGAACGCUAUUUCCAGCUGAAUGAGGUUAGGACCAAAGACAAACUGGAUGUAGCAAUGUUAGCGAUGGAAGAGAGAGCAUUGCAUUGGUACCAAUGGUGGGAGGAACAAACACCAUUGAGGACAUGGGAUGAAUUUAAACUGGCUGUGAUGCGACGUUUUCAACCAGGGCUAUUGCAUAAUCCCUUAGGACCAUUACUGAGCUUGAAACAGAAAGGUUCAGUAGGGGAGUACCGAGAAAAGUUUGAAAUGAUGGUGGCACCAUUAAGAAGGGAAGAACGAAUCAUGCUAGACUCCAUUUUUCUGAAUGGACUCAAGGAUGAGAUCCAGGCUGAGUUGAAACUACAUGAAAGUCAGGAUUUAGCUGAGUUGAUGGACAGAGCACUGCUGAUUGAGGAAAAAAAUGAAGUUAUUACAAAGAAGGGGAGUUUUUGGAAUGAUAGAGGAGGCACAUUCAGGCUGAAAGAUCCUGCUGAGGCUGGAGGAUCUAAGAAGGAUCAUGAGAAGAACCAAGUAGGAGGAAAUGACAAGGGAAAAGGAAAAAGGCUGGACCCUGCAGAGUUGGAAGAGAGAAGUAAAAAAGGGCUCUGUUUCAAGUGUGGAGAUAAGUGGAAUAGGGAACAUGUCUGCAAGUUUAAGCAUAUGUGUUUAAAACUGUGUGAGGAGAGUAGUGGAGAAGAAGGUGAAGAAGAAGUGUUAGGUGAAGAUAAAUUGACAAUAGUGGAGAAGGUGGAGGAGCUACAAACUUUGCAACUGCCCAUGAAAAGUAGGGAUGGAUUUACUUCCAAUAAGUCUUUCAAGGUGUGGGUGGAAGUGAAAGAUAAAAGGCUGCUUACUUUAAUUGAUUCAAGUGCCACUAGCAACUUUCUGGAUUCAAAAGUUGCAGCAGAGCUAGCUUUGAAGGUGGUGGAGACCCCUACUUAUGUGAUUGAAGUGGGAAAUGGAGAUAGGGUGAGAAAUAAAGGAGUGUGUGAAGGGCUGAGAUUCAAGAUGCAAGGAGUGAAUUUCAACCAACAUUUCUUUAUGAUGGAGUUAGGUGGUACAUAUAUGGUAUUAGGUAUGGAAUGGCUAGCUAGUUUGGGAAAAAUUGAAGCCAAUUUUGGGGAGCUAAGCCUAAAAUGGGAGAAGGAGGGUCAGCUUUAUGAGAUCAAAGGAGACCCUGCUUUAUGUGUAAGGCAGUCCACAUGGAAAUCUAUUUUCAAGAGUUUGAAGGAGGAGGGCAUGGGAUUUUAUUUGCAGUCCAUGGAAUUUGAUAUGCUGAGUACAAUAGGGGAGCAGAAGGAGUGGGAGGAGAUAUUGAGACCUUUUGAAGAAGUAUUCAAUUUACCAUCAGGGCUGCCACCUAUUAGGGCACAUGAUCAUGCCAUUAGACUCAAACCGGAUGUUGCCAUUCCAAACCUCAUGCCUUACAGAUAUCCUUUCUAUCAAAAGAAUGAGAUUGAAAAGAUAGUUAAAGAUAUGUUGCAAGCUGGAAUUGUGAGGCAUAGUACCAGCCCUUUUUCAAGCCCUGUACUGUUAGUCAAGAAAAAAGAUGGGGGGUGGAGAUUUUGUGCUGACUAUAGGGCCCUGAACAAGGUAACAAUCCCCAAUAAAUUUCCAAUACCUGUCAUUGAAGAACUGUUGGAUGAAUUGGGGGGAGCUAUGAUUUUUUCCAAAUUAGACUUGAAGGCUAGAUACCAUCAGAUCAGGAUGAAGGAGGAGGAUGUAUCUAAGACUGCAUUUAGAACUCAUGAAGGGCACUAUGAAUACUUGGUGAUGCCCUUUGGGUUGACAAAUGCCCCUUCAACAUUUCAAGCCUUAAUGAAUGAAGUCUUAAGGCCAUACUUGAGGAAAUUUUGUCUGGAAAUUGAAUAUUUAGGACAUUUAAUUUCAGGGGAUGGAGUCUCUGCUGAUCCAAAGAAAAUUGAAGAUAUGCUUAAGUGGCCUAGUACUAAGGACCUGAAGGGACUGAGGGGUUUCCUAGGACUAACUGGAUAUUACAGGAAGUUUGUAAAGAAUUAUGGAAAAAUUGCGUGGCCACUGACUCAGCUGUUGAAGAAAGAUAGUUUCUUAUGGAACCAGGAAGCUCAAGUAGCUUUUGAGGCUCUCAAAAUGGAAAUGACUACUAUUCCAGUAUUAGCAUUACCUGAUUUUGAGAAGGAAUUUGUACUUGAGACUGAUGCAUCAGGAAAAGGAAUUAGGGCUGUUCUCAUGCAGGAAGGCCGACCAAUUUCAUACAUGAGCCAGACAUUAUCAGCUAGAGCACAACAAAAGUCUGUUUAUGAGAGAGAAUUAAUGGCCAUGGUGAUUGCAAUUCAGAAGUGGAGACCAUAUUUGCUGGGACGACAUUUUAAAGUGCAUACUGAUCAGAAAAGUCUCAAGUUUAUUACUGAGCAGAGGAUCAUGGGGGAAGAACAACAGAAAUGGUUGUCCAAAUUGGUGGGGUAUGAUUUUGAAGUGAAGUAUAAGCCUGGAAAGGAAAACAGUGCAGCAAAUUCCUUAGCUAGGCAGAUGUUGUAUGCCACCAUCACCACCAUCCUGUCAUACCCCAAAAUUUACCCGAUGCGAUUCGCAUCUUUUUAUUUACUAAGAGUGUUAAAAUUAAGAGCCAUGGGGUUUAACAUAUCUAUUGUUAAACCUGACCUCUUAUGA